UCGUUUCAUGAUCUGGAUAAUAUUAAUAUUCCUUCUGAAGAAGAAUGUCUUUAAGAGGCUAUUCAAUGAAAUAUACAGAAAUACUGGUAGCUAAUUGAUAUAUGGGCAAACCUCAGUGGGCAUUUUCUCCUUAGUUUUAACGGACUGGGGAACACGCGAAGUGCCAUGACCCUGAACAUGAGUAAAGCCUCGUGCUUUCUCCAAAAUCUGUCAGCUUCCUGCACCGCGUUGGCCUCAGCUUGCAGCGACAAUCCGGCAAAAAGGAAAGCUCUUCCGGCGAUGAAAAUAUCAGUGAGUAUUACUUUCCCAUUAUAACCCCAUUUGGGUUCUCUCAUCUUCAGUUGCAUCGCUAUAUAAAUAUAUGCUCCUCUGUUGCACAAGAUUAAGUAUUGUAGAACUGCAACUAGGAAAGUUUUUAAUCUUGGGUCGAUCAGGACCACCUAAGCCUAAAAAAAAAUUUAUUCCUGGUAUUUUAUACUGUUUUCGAUCGAAUUCACUUUUUCUAUGAGGUAGAAAGCUUAGACUUUUUGUACCAAAUGAGAAAGCUUAGACUUUGAAUGUUAAUAAUAGACUUUUCUGCUUUGUACUAUAGCUUGAAAGCUCAGCAUCUUAGUACAGACCACAUAGUCAACAAUCAAACUUAGAACCCAAGUUCAAUUGAACUACUACCUCUCCUUUAGGUAGGUUUUGGUGUUUUUGUUUUAUCAGAGCCAAACUACCAGAGAGUAGUCCUUGUGUUGCUAAAACUCGAUCAGUUGAGUUAAUUAGGAAAAAAAAUGAAGGUUGAAGUUGAAUUGAUCUCUGAGGAGAUUAUCAAACCUUCUUCUUCAACCCCUGAUGAUCUUCGCCAUUACCAGCUUUCCUUACUUGAUCAAUUAUCUCCUCCAGUCUAUAACCCUUUGAUCCUCUUCUAUGAAUUCAAUGACGAGGCCAUGCCUAGCAUUACUGAGAUAUCCAAUCACCUCAAGAGGUCCUUAGCCGAGGUUUUAACCCUUUUCUACCCAUUAGCGGGACGAAUCGUAGACAACAAGUAUGUAAAUUGCAAUGAUGAGGGUAUUCCCUAUGUUGAAGCUCGUGUUAAGUGUGAACUCUCUGAAGUUCUAAACAAUCCGGCCCCCGGUGAAUUCAGUAAGUUCAUGCCAUUUGAAAUAGAUAAAAUUGAUAAUAAGUGUCCUCUAGGUGUCCAGCUUAACAUCUUUGAAUGUGGAGGAUUUGCUAUUGGUCAUUGUAUUUCUCACAAGCUUGCAGAUGGAUUAUCUCAUUUCAUGUUCAGCAAAACUUGGGCUACCACUGCCCUUGGAGAUAAAACCAAAAUAGAGCAUCCAGAGUUUAUUUCAGCCGAACUCUUCCCACCAAGGGAUUUUACACCCUAUGAUGCAGGCCUUGGUGUCACAAAAUAUAAAGUAGUAAAGAGAUUUGUGUUUAGUGCCUCUUUGAUAGAGUCUCUUAGAGCAAGAUAUAGUGACAGUUUAGGCUUAGAAAGCCAGAAGCCCAUAUCUCGUGUUGAUGCUUUGUCGGCUUUCAUAUGGAGUCGAUAUGUGGCCAAUACCAAGGAUAUAGGACCUGCUGAGAAGUUGUACAUGGUUCUCCAUUCUGUGAACCUGCGUCCAAGGUUUGACCCCCCAUUGCCACAACACUCUUUUGGAAAUUUUUAUCGUGCUGCCAUGACAGCUCCUUUCGUAAGUAGGGGGAACGACUGCUAUGGUCUAGUGAUGAAGCAGGUACGAGAAGAAAUAGAAAAGAUUGACGACCACUACAUGAGGAGUCUACAACAAGGUGUUGGGCACUUGAGUGAGCUAAAUGAGAGUGUUGAUAGUGUUAUCAGCGGAGAGCUAAUUACAUUUAGCUUCAGUAGUUUCUGCAGGUUUCCUCUGUAUGAUAAUGAUUUUGGUUGGGGGAAGCCGAUAUGGGUAUCCUCACCACCAUUGACCUUCAAGAACCUAGUGGUUUUCAUGGAUACCAAAGAGGCUGAUGGUAUAGAGGCAUAUAUUAGUUUGGAGGAGGAAGUCAUGGCUAAGUUUGAAACUGAUAUCGAGUUUCUUGCUUAUGUGUCUCUAAGUGGGUGCUGAAAGCCUGAAGCUUUUGUGUUUGUCUGUGGAGAUAAUCAAUUGUUGCUGUGCAGCUGGCUAACAAGUUUAGCAAUAAAUGUGGCGGGAUUGCUAUUUUUCCCUUAUAUGUAAAAUUAUCAGUUUGAAUCACAUAAGUCUAACCAAAUUGUGGACUUCAUUUUUGGUUAUGAUGAACCUACCCAAACAGGGUUAUAUAUUAAUAUAUAGACCACGAUGCUGUAGCAUCCUUAUUCUCUAUCAAUGUCAAAGUAUCUCUAAACAUGCCAGUAAUGGAGAUAUCUCUCUAUCCACCACCUCAUGGCCUCUUUUUAUGGUCUUGCUGGUGCAAUUAGACUAUGUUAGG
Argentina anserina (silverweed cinquefoil) is the source of this 2412-nucleotide messenger RNA. RefSeq names its product stemmadenine O-acetyltransferase-like. The record is from RefSeq and is a predicted model, not a curated record. NCBI's taxonomy places the organism in Eukaryota, Viridiplantae, Streptophyta, Magnoliopsida, Rosales, Rosaceae. The transcript has 2 exons. Bases 777 to 2069 code for a protein of 430 amino acids.